Octopus sinensis (East Asian common octopus) is the source of this 411-nucleotide messenger RNA. RefSeq names its product general transcription factor II-I repeat domain-containing protein 2-like. The transcript has a single exon. The record is from RefSeq and is a predicted model, not a curated record. Bases 1 to 411 code for a protein of 136 amino acids. Gene Ontology annotation, cellular component: nucleus. NCBI's taxonomy places the organism in Eukaryota, Metazoa, Mollusca, Cephalopoda, Octopoda, Octopodidae.
AUGGUUGGACGACAAGCUGGCGUUGCCGCCAAAUUGCGAGCUGAAAUAGAAAUGGUAAAUCCCGGGUCAUCAUUUGCUCAUUUUCAUUGUAUUAUUCAUCAACAAUAUUUGUGCUCAAAGAUAUUAAAAAUGGAAAAUAUUAUUAGUUUGGUCACGAAAACAGUAAACUAUAUCAGAGGUCAUCCCCUCAACCACCGGCAGUUUAGUAAACUGCUGACAGAUAUUAAUAAUCAGUUCAGCAAUGCAGAUGAAAGUUUACAAAUGGAACUAUUGGAAAUCCAAUCAGAUUCUAUACUUAAAGCUAAAUAUUUGGAGGUUGGAAUACCUGCUUUCUUUUCAUAUCUUCCUGGAAAGUUUAAAAACUUUAAAAAGUUUGCGACAAAAAUCAUUGCUAUGUUUAAUUCGACAUAA